Symphalangus syndactylus (siamang) is the source of this 16926-nucleotide messenger RNA. RefSeq names its product DEP domain-containing protein 1A-like. NCBI's taxonomy places the organism in Eukaryota, Metazoa, Chordata, Mammalia, Primates, Hylobatidae. Gene Ontology annotation, biological process: intracellular signal transduction. Gene Ontology annotation, cellular component: transcription repressor complex; nucleus. The record is from RefSeq and is a predicted model, not a curated record.
AAUUCCUAAAAUAAUUUCACAUUCAUCAAGUAGAGUUUAUCCAUUCAAGAUGUAGCUGUUUCCCCAAGCUUCCAUUUCUGUUUAGUUUUCCUUCCACGGUGCUGAAAUAUUGCAUUUUUACCCCAAGAAUUCAUGUCUGCAUUGAUCUGCAUUCCAUUAAUCAUGUUUAAAUCAUUAAACGGAAUAGUGAAGACAUUAUACUUGAUGGUGGGACUGGGAGCGGGGAAAGGAAGAACAGAGAAAUAAAUGAAUCCCCCACUCAGUGUGUGCGUGUUUAUGUGCGUGCGUGUGUGUGUGUGUGUGUGUGUGAGAGAGAGAGAGAGAGAGAUAUAUCUUGUUUACUUUUUCAAUGAAUUAAUUUCACUUUUUCCUAAUGUCCCUUGGCUAAGGAGAGGCUUUUCUGCCCAGGCAGGCAGUCCACGAAUCCACACAAGCACUGAAACACUCUGUAGCCUGCAGACCAGCACCUGCAGCAUUGGAGUGGGCAUCCUAAACACUAGGGCUGCCUCCCGAGGGACAGAGCCCUGCUCCGUGCUACUGUGUGCAUUGUAUGUAGUUCAGGGCAUUGGUCAACUAGAGCAUGUGCUAUUUCGUUAGGUAAAUGGAAAUUUUUUUCCAUCUCUCUUUCCUUUGGAUAUACAAUUUGCAGUGAGUGAGUUUGCUGUUCCCGGUCCUUCCCAUCACUUUGAGGGAUCCAGAUGGAAUCCCCCAGCUGCACCCCAUGGUAUAUUUCUCCUCACCUGUUGUCUGUCUGUGGUUUUAUCUGUGAAGAUUAUUGCUACAAAGUGACCAGUCAGAACCAUCCCUGCUGACCCCCGGAAUUCCUGCAGAACAGCCUUGUAGACAAGGUAUGGGCUAUUGAGUUCCUUGGGUAUGGUACUUGUACCCCUCUCUCUAUGUGUAUUCUUGGGCUCUUGUCCUUAGAAUUACUCUCUGCACAUUCGGCCAUUCCCAUGGUGCUGAUGACUGGGCAGAUCAAUCCCUCAGCCUGGGCCUCUUCUGGAGACUGAUGAUACCCCUAGAUCCCGCUGUCCCACACAUGGCCGGCCACCAGAACCAUGUCUAAGAGCCGCUCCACUUCCUCCCAUCAGCCCAUCAUUUCCACCUGUGUCACCCGCUGUGCUCAUCCUCUCCCUCACUGCCCUCUGCCACUGCGUUGGGUGCUUGCAAAUGCUGCAGCCGCUUGUGUUCUUUGCUCUCAAUUCUGCAGCUGCCCCCAUGCCAGGCUCUGCCUUCAGCCUCUUUGCACACAGCUUUCAGAGUUUGUGGGCUGCCCCCAGAACUCCCUCACUCAGCCCCCUUUAGGCAGAACCCACACACCCAUCUACUCCAGGGGCUGCCAUGAGAUCUCUUCCAUGUGCAUCCAACAUGGAAGCCCCUGCCUGGCUGCCUGGGGGCCUGGGCUGAGGGUGGGGGGCGGGGGGCCUGCAGUAGCACCUCAGCCUCUGCACUGCACUCCACACACACUGCCUGCUCUGUGCUGGUGCCCACAGGCCAGCGGCCUUCAUGGGGUGAAGAAGGAGGACGUCCCUCCAUUUUCUGUCCAUCCUGAGUGCCAGCGCUGACCCAAGAUCCUGGCAACCCCACAGUUCAUCCAGGGUCCACAUGAAGGUCCUAAUGCCCACUGGGUAAGGAUCGCAUUUAAUUAUGGUUCAGCAUUGACCAUUUGGAUAACCUUGAACCAGGGAGUACCAGUCAUUGGGGUACUAUAGACUGAAUAUUUGUGUCCCUCUCAACCUAACCCCCAAGAUGAUGGGAUUGGGAAGUGAGCCCUUAGGGAGGUGAUAAGGUCAUGUGGAAUGGGAUUAGUGCCCUUAUAAGAGAGGCCUGAGAGAGACCCCUUGCCAAAAGGUUGUCGUGAGGAUGCAGGGAGAAGUCACCGUGUAUGAACCAGGAGCAGGGCCCUGGUCAGACUUACUCUGCCAGCACCUGAUCUUGGAAUCCCCAGCCUCCAGAACCAUGAGAAAUGAAUGCCUGUUGUUUAUGAGCAACCCAGUUUAUGGUAUCACAUUACAGCUGUCCAAAUGCACUGAGCUAGGGGGCAGGUGGCCUUGUAACAAAAUGCUCCAUUUUACAAAAGGAUUAAUGAUAGGAACCUAUUAGAUAACAAGCCUCCCUAGUAUGCGUUUAAAGCCCAAUUUCACUUACUAGCGAAUGCCCACUUUCAGGGACAAACUAACAUAAACAGUUCAGCUCACAUCCCUGAGGAGUGUUGUAAGGACCCCCGGUUCCUUCAGACCCUGGCAGUCACAGUGCACUGCAAAGCUGUUAACACACAGGCAUGCACUGUUUUCCUCAGUAUUCCUAAGUGUUGGGGUCUUUGCCUUUAAUUGGGUUGUAGCUUUAGUAGAGGAAGGCAGGUCUCCACUGAAUUGGGAUGUUCCUGUCCCCACAUACCUGAGGCUGAAUGCAAGGAAAGGUGAACCUUAUUAGGACAGGGCAGCUGCCACUUCUUACCAAGGAAGGAGAGAGUGGGGAGGGGCCACGUGCUGUCAGAUCUCUAGUCACACCACAGGCUGCAGGCAGCCCCUGUCCCUUGCUCCCACUCUCCCCACAGAUUCUGGCAGCCACCAUCCAGGAGAUACGCUGAGCAAGAAGACUCAACCAGAAAGUCACACCAAGAGCUUGGCCCUUCGGAGCAUUCCCGCAAAGCCCGAGUGGUUAGGAAGUACAUAUGUCGCUAUCUGGAAGUCCCACACUGGAAGUAUUAUGUGGAAUAAGCUUAAGACACAGCCAGGCCAUUAGCCAGGCCAUUUGCCAGGCCCUACUGGGAGCGGCACCAGGUGCUAAGAGGACCUGGCCUGGGGCAGCUGUCAGGGGCAGCCCGAAGCAUAGGCCCAGAAUGCACCUCCCCUCUCCCUGCAUAAUGACGGGGCGCUUCUGCAGUGUGUGGACAGGUGCAGGUGGCUGCGUGGCAGUGGCACUCUGUCCCUGCACGGCGACCGGGUGCUUCUGCAGUGUGUGGACAGGUGCAGGUGGCUGCGUGGCAGUGGCACUCUGUCCUUGUACUCUUCCCUGUGUGUCUUUCCCUGGAAAUGUUCAUCAGUUGUGUGUGUGUGUGUGUGUGUGUGUGUGUGUGUUUUAACCUCAGAUAUUAAUUUGGUGACUUCUGGACUGAAAUUAAGCUUUGAAUGCACUGCUGCUGGAAAUCAAACAUGAAUUUGAGAAAUCAAGCCUCUCCCCUGGGUGUGGCUUGGCUUUUCCAGUCCCAGGUUCAGCUGAUUUAGAGCCUGUCCUGAGGGAUACACUCACAUUCUUCCCUUUCUCACCUCCCGCCCCUGCUGCUUUGCCCAUGUCUACACUCAUUCCUUCUGGCGUCCAGGAGCAAAUCUUUUCCCCUUAAACUACAAGCCCAUUCAGUAGGACUGGGUUAGGAGAGUAGUAUCCUCUGUGGGGAAAACAGAUCACGUUUUGUUGCUUAAAAAAUUCGGCUUCAAAGACUAUUUUCCUCCUAGAUAUCUGCACAGUUGAUCUUCAAGCUUUUGCACAAAUGUCAUCUCAAUGAAUCUCUUCAAUUUUACAGCCCACUCUCCAGACACCCUGUCCUGCCCAGCAAGCCAGGUCUUCUGUUGUAGUCACAGCACUUAUAGACUCAUAACCUAUUGUUUAAUUUACUUGUUUUUUUCUCUGUUCUUAUUGGAGUAUAAACUCUACAAAGGCAGAGGUUUUCAUCCACUGUUGUGUGCUGAGCACCUAAAAUAAUCCUCAUUACAUAAUUAUUCAUUGAAUGAAUGAAUAUGUGGCUUUUGUUAUUUUUAAAUGAAUCUGCAGUGUUGGUCUUAAAACUGCCUUGGGUCCAUAUAUUUUGGCAUUUUAUUUUCUUAAGCAGCUGAGUCUUUCAGAAAGCGAAUAAAGAUGAUUAGUGUAGUCAAAGUGAAACUCUAUAAAACUUUGGAAUGGGUAAGUGUUGAAGAGGGGGAGGUGUGUGUGUGUGUGUGUGUGUAAAUGCACGGACAUGUGAGCAUACACACGUGCAUGCAUAGGUCAGAGGAGAGGAUAAUGUAUUUGGGUGUGAUGUUGUGUCUCUUUUUACAGUAGUAUCACCUUUUUUUUUUUUUUUUUUACUAUCUUUUCAAUCAAAACUGUUCCACCGAGAAGGCAUUGGGUUGUCUUUGCCUGAUGAGAUGGCCUGACCCCCACGAGAAGGCCACGACAAUGUCACAAUCCACUUAGGUGGUCUGUGGAUCCCCCUGGGUCGUUGACUCUUAAUUUUAAAAGACAAGUGUUAUAAGCUUUUGCUGUUAUGGUGAAAAUAUAUCUUCCUUUCCUAAAUUAAGGGGAAACUUAAAUGGCUGAUAGUAUUUCCCAGACAACAGGGAUCAUGUUUGAAGCCUUGAUAAAAAGUGUGCAGAAAAAUCUCUGGAUGUGGCACGGAAACUGAUGUUGCUGUAAUCAGCAACUAGCAGUAAGUAUCUGAGAUCCCUCUCCGGAGAUGCACCUGACUGCGUUUAUGUGCCUGAUGCUAACAUGUCCUCAUUAACAGAGUGUGCUGGAGCUGGAGCUGGAGCUUUAUUUCAGAGUGGCAAGUUCAAGCCAGAAUGUUUUAUGGCAGUCAGAUAGUCAUUCACUUUCCUUCUGGGCUGGUCUUUCAAAGUUUUCUUUUUCUCCUCCAUAGAGGACAGUAUUUUCCAAGGUGUUCAGAUGUUUUGGUGAUAAGAUAUUUUAAAGCAGUCUAAAGCAUCACGAAGAGCCGGCAGGAGGCCCCUAGGUGCAAGGCACAGGGUGAUCGCAGGACUGGUUACGGAGCUGUCCCUGGGCUGACUCUGACUCACCUGGCAGUGGGCAGCCUGCUUCAGCCCGUUCCUGGGCUGCAGAGAGCACCUUGCUCAUCGGAAUUUGCUGCUGUCCCAUGGUUUUUUGUAUGGCCUGGGAAACCACUGAGCAGCCCUCAACUCCAGAAUGCAUUUCCAUGGAGCUCAACUGGGAGGAUUUUAUUUGGGGAAGAAAAGAACCCUCUCAUAAUGCAUGGCUGUGUGGCUGCUCUGGGCAUGUCUUCAGAUAGCCGGGUUUUUACUUUUUACCCACUGUGCCAUUAGCUUCAUUUCAAUGACUGAUAAAGUGUUCUUCUUGACAAUUAAACAGUGCGUUUGCUGAUAAUUAUUUCUUUUUGUUGUCAAUUUUAAAGGUGCUGGUCAACAGAUUGUGAGUCGAUUAUAAAUUGCCUCUCCCAACCUCCCACUAUCUCAUUCACUAUUUGUAUGGCAUGUUAAGAUGUUUUGAGGAGUGGAGCAUUUACAUAGCAUCUGUUGAUCGACUGCAAAUGUGUGUGUGUAUUUCAUAUAUUUAAACCCAUCAAAGACUCCAGCAUCCAGCUUGCUGUUCUCACAUUUCAGAUGAAAAACUGAAACACAAAGAUUAACAAAGUCCCCUAAAUUUAUAUAGAUGGUUAAUAGUGGAAGCUGGGAUUAAACUGGUCUUACAGAUUACAUGUUUGUAUCCCCUCCCCCAAAUUCAUAUGUUGAAAUCCUAACUCCUAAGGUGAUGAUAUUAGGAGGUGAUACCUUUGGGAAGUGAUUAGGUCACGAGGGUGUAUCCCUCAUGAAUGAGAUUAGUGCCCUCAUAACGGGGACCCCAGACAUUCCAUUGCCCCUUCUACCAUGUGAGGAUGGGGAGAAGGCACCAUCUAUAAAGGGGUAGCAGGCCCUUAUCAGACAUGGAAUCUGCAGGCACCUUGAUGUUGGACUUCUACCCUCCAGAACUGUGAGAAAUUGUCAGUAGGAUACAUAUUCAAUGGUAUUUUUGUUAUAGCAGCCUGAACUAACUAGACUAACUGUGGAAGAUGUCACUUCACAAGAUAAUGAAUUCUGUCAAAGGACAUAUCACUCAUCUUAGCAAAUGUCAAUAUGUAAAUGUUUUAUAUAAACAAAACUCCAUCUUCAGUUUCCUGCAUUUUGUCAUUUAAAUGGAGUACAUGCUAAAUAAUAAUCGUUCAUUAAAUGUUUCUAGAAUUUAUAUUCAUAUAUACAGAUAUAUAGAUAGGCUUAUAUCUACAUAUUAAAAUAUACAUAUCUGUAAUUAUAUUAGCCAGGUAAUAUCGAGUAACCAGUAAAAUCAGCUAAAAAUUGAAAAUAGUACAGAAAAACACCACUUUCAACAUUGUUAAUAUGAAACAAAGUGUUUUUGUAGCAUUACUUGACACUAUAUACGAACUUCUUUAAUACAUUGCAAAUUAACAGGUAAAAAUGGUUGUACAUAUUAACCACAAUUAGAAUUUAAGAUAGCACAUCUAGAUAUAUUUGGGCUUAUAAAGUAUAUUGUAGGUGCUAUUUGAACUUCAUAUAUGUGUAAUAUACAUAAAAGGAAUAUAUUUUUCUUUUUAAGAGUUUGUUUUUAUGUGCUUUUAUUUCAAAAAGUAAACUUUGCUGCACAUUGAAAUCAGCUGGGGGGCUUUCAGAUGUCCUAGUGUAUGGCUGUCAGUCCCAGUUAUUCUGAUUGAAUAAGGUUUAAUCUGUGUAUUGGGAUUUUACCAAGCUACCUAAGUAAUUCUAAUGUGCAGCAAACUUUGGGAAUCCCUGGUGUAUGCAGUGCAUGAAGAAUCAUCAGAUUUAGUGUCUGUGUAUGCCCCACAACUCAUCAUUUUUUUUCAUUUAUUCCUUUACUUACUGUACCCUUGCCAACUAUCUGUCAGGGAUUAUGCAAAUGCUAGGCACAUAGAGGUGAAUGAAAAAGGCAUAGCAUUGCCCUCCUGCGGUUUUAGUCUAUCAGAGAGAUAUAAACAGUUUACAGGUAAAUAAAUCAACACUCUAAAAUAUUUUUUAAAGAUUGUGGAAAGUGAGAAGGAGGUCAUGAACAAGAAGCUGUUAGGGAGAAUAAAUAUAGGUCCAGGCAGCAAGACAACAUGGAUGAACACUACAAGUCAGGAAGGAGUUUGGCAGGCUCUAAGGCCAAACAGAAGGCUGAAGUGUCCCAUGGGAGAGGCUGAAGAGGUUGGAGAGGGGUGUUUUGCAGGGGCUUUGAAGCCAUGCUAGUGACUUUGGACUUAGACUUCAAACAUUGUGAUGCUGUUGGUUAUUUUAGGCCAGGGGGCUGGGGUCAGAGUGGAGGUGGAGAUGGAGAUAAGGUUCUAGUUAACCAUUUUAAAAGUUCUUUGUGGUGGCUGUUGCAUUCAUUCAAGUAAGGGAUGAUAGUAACCUGGAGAAGAGUGGUGUAGUAGAAGUGCAUUCAUGAUGUAUUUGGAGGAACCCACUGGCGUCACUGGUGAAUUGCAUACGUGAUGCGAGGAAGAGAAAGGAAUCAAGGACAAUUCCAAGCAUUUGACCUAAGCAAUCAUGUAAAUGUUGAUGUCAUUUGGUGGGAAGGGAGAUGGUUCAUGGGCUGUUGCCAGUGGAUGUGGAUUUGGAAGUAAAGUCAGUAUUUCUAUCUGGCAUAUUAAGCUUGAGAUGCCAGAUAGACAUCUAAAUGGAGCUGACAGAUAGUCCAAUAAACCAGUACCCAUACCAAGAAACAGAACAUAAGCAGUUGGACAGAAACGUUCUUCUUCCUCUUUCAGUAUCUACCCUUCUGUGACCUUGUUAAACUCAAGUGUUGGUUCUAGUAAUUUUUCUGUAGAUUUUUUAUAAUUUUCUAAAAAACUCAUCUGUGAGUAAAGUCAGUUGAGAUUUAUUUCCUUCCAAUAUGUAUGCCUUUAAUUUGUUGUUCUUAUUUCAUUGGCCAGAGCCUCUGGUACAAUGUGGACCAUGAGGGGCAAGCGCAGGGGAUCCUUGCCUUGCUCUUGAUUGUAGGUGUAGAGCAUGCACACUUGCAUCGUCAAGUCUGAUGUAGGCUGUCAGUUUUCAAAGAUGCCCUUUGUCAGGUUGAGGGAGUCCUUUUAUAUUCUUAAUCUGUUGAGAAUUUUUUAUGAAUAGAUGGUAGAUUUUGUCAAAGGCUUUCCUGUAUGUUCUAUAUCUAGUGAGAUUAUUAUUUGGCGUUUUCAUUUAUUCUGUUAACAUAAUAUCAUUAUUUUCUAAUGUUAAACCAACCUUCCAUUACUGGAAUAAAUCCAAAUUGGUCAUGGUGUAUCUUUUUAAAUAUGUUGCUGAAUUUGGUUUGCUCAUAUUUUGUUAAGACCAUUUAUGUCUGUGUUCAUGAAGGAUAUUGGCCUAUAGUUUCUUUUCUUUGUCUGACUUUGAUAUCAGACUAAAGCUAACUCCACAGAAUAAGUUGAGCGGUGUUCCCUCCUCCAGUAUUUUAUGAAAGCAUUUGUGAAGGAUUAAUAUACUUUCUUUAAGUCCUUGGUAGAAUACACCAGUGACACCAUUUCAGGGUGGACUUGACUUUGUGGGAAGAGUAUUAUUACCAGCUUAAUUCCUUUGCUUGUUAUUGAUUUAUUCAGAUUUUCUACUUUCUUAUUGGAUAAUCUUUGAUAAUUUGUAUAUUUGUAAGAAUUUGUCCACUUAAUGUGAGUUUUCUGACUUUUUUACAUAAAGUAGUUCAUAUUCCCAUAUAAUUAAUACUCUUGGUGUCUGUAGUUUUGAUAGCAAUAUCCCCCCUUUCAUUCAUGAUUUUUGUGAUUUCUGUACUCUCUUGAAUUAUUGGUAAUCUGACUAAGGGUUUGUCAGUUUUGUUAAUAUUUCCAAAGAGCCAACAUUCGAUAUUUUAUUUUUCUGUUUUCUGUUCUGGUCUUCGUUGUUUUCAUUAUUCUGCUUUUGUGUUUAGCUUGCUUUUUUUUUCUAGUUUCUUAAGGUGGAUGCUUAGCUUAUUAAUUUCAUACCUGUCUUUUCUAAUAUAGUUACAUUUUUAAUUUUAUUUUUUGAAUUGGCAUACCGCAAAAUUGACUUUUUGUUGUAUAGUUCUGAGUUUAACACACUUAUAGAUUUUAUUUAACCACUAUCACAAUCAGUGUGUGGAACAAUUUCAUCACCUGGCAAAACCCCCAAGCGGCCCGUUUGCAGUCAGCCCUUCCUUUGCUCCUAACUAACCCCUGGCAACCACUAAUCUUUUCUCUGUCCCUAUAGUUUUGCUAUUUUCAGGGUGUCAUAAAAAUGGAAUCAUAUGCUAUGUAUUAUGUUUGGACUGGCAUCCUUCACUCAGCAUAGCAGAUUUGAGAUUUAUCCUUGUUGUGUGAAAUCAAUAGUUCAUUCCUUUUUAUUGCUGAAAAGUAUGUCAUUGUGUGGAUGCACCACAGUUUGUUUAUUCAUUCACACUGUGAAGGAUAUUUGGGAGGUUCUAGUUUGGGAUUAUAACAAAUAAAGUGGCUAUGAAUAUUUGUGAACAGGCAUUUGGGAAAACUAAGUUUUCAUUUCCCUAGAAUAAGUAUCUAGGAAUGAGAUUGCUGUGUCAUGCAUAAGUAUAUGUUUAAUUUUAUUUAAAAACUGCCCAACUAUAUUCCAGGUAAUUUUUGCUUCAUGUAAUUUGAAGCUCUGUUGUUAGGUGCAUACACAUUUGGGAUUGUUUUUUCUUUUUGAUGAAUUGAACCUUUUAUCAUUACAUAUUAUCUCUCAUAAUCCUUGGAAUUUCCCUUGCUGUAGUCUACUGUAUCUGAUGACAAUAUAUCUGAUGUUAAUAGAACUACUAUAGCUUUGUUUCCAUUAAUGUUUUCAUGACAUAUCUUAGACCAUCAUUUACUUUUGACCUACUUAUUUUGUUGAACUUAAAGUGGAUUUCAUAGAGAAAGCAUCUUGUUGAGUCUUAUUUCUAAAUUCAUUCUAAUAAUCGAUGUCUAUUAAUUGGUAUAUUUCAGCCCUUUGCAUUUAAUUAUCGAUUUGUUUGUACUUAGGUGGACAGCUUUUUGUUAUUUGUUUAGUGUUUGUUCUUUCAUUUUUGUACCUGUUUCCCCUUUCCUGUCUAUCUUUGGGAUGCUUGAAUUUUUUUAGUAUUCUAUUUUAACUUUUGUGUUUUUAUAUUCUCUUUGUAUACUUUUUGGUGAUUGCUCUAGAGAUUACAAUAUUCGUACUUAUUUUUUCACAGUCUGUGUAGAACAACAUUUAACUACUUAAUAUGGAAUCUAGAAACCUUACCACCAUAUAGGUCCCUUUACUUCACCCCCUUUGUGUUGUAGGUGUCUUAUGUAUUACAUCUGCAGACACUGAAAAUGCCACCAGUGUUAUCACUUUUUUUUUUUUUUUUUUGAGAUGGGGUCUCUGUCACCUAGGCUGGAGUGCAGUGGAACGAUCUCGGCUCACUGCAACCUCUGCCUCCAGACUCAAGUGAGUCUCCCACCUCAGCCUUCCGAGUAGCUAGGACCACAGGCAUGUGCCACCAUGCCCAGCUAAUUUUUGUAUUUUUGGUAGAGACAGGGUUUCAUCAAGUUGCCCAGGCUGGUCUCAAACUCCUGAGCUCAAGCGAUCCACCUGGCUUGGCCUCCCCAAGUGCUAGGGUUACAGGCAUAAGCCACCGUGCCUGGCAUCACUUUUAGUUUAUAGAUAUUCUAUAGAAAUUAUGAGGCCAAACCGCGCAGCCCUCUAUGCUAUACAAGUCGGUGGCAGGGCCAAUGGUUGUGCCGAGACUCGCCACUGCCCGGGCUGCUGGGCCUGAGUGUCGCCUACACCGCCAUGGAUGCCACCGGGCGCUGACAGACCUACGGAGAGUCGGGCUGUGACUCCCGAGCCUUAUCGGGCCACCAAGCUGUGGAAUGAGGUUACCACAUCUUUUCGAGCAGGAAUGCCUCUAAGAAAACACGGACAACACUUUAAAAAAUAUGGCAAUUGUUUCACAGCAGGAGAAGCAGUGGAUUGGCUUUAUGACCUAUUAAGAAAUAGUAGCAAUUUUGGUCCUGAAGUUACAAGGCAACAGACUAUCCAACUGUUGAGGAAAUUUCUUAAGAAUCAUAUAAUUGAAGAUAUCAAAGGGAGGUGGGGAUCAGAAAACGUUGAUGAUAACAACCAGCUCUUCAGAUUUCCUGCAACUUCGCCACUUAAAACUCUACCACGAAGGCAUCCAGAAUUGAGAAAAAACAGCAUACAGAACUCUUCCAAACAUAAAGACAGUAUUUUUAAAUUACGAAACUCAUCUUGUAGAACUCCUAAAAAGCAUGGAUUACAUUUAUCUCAGGAAAGUGCCGAGAAAAUAAAGCAUGAAAUAAUAAAUGAAGAUCAAGAAAAUGCCGUUGAUGAUAGAGAACUAAGCCAGGAAGACAUUGAAGAAGUUUGGAGAUAUGUUAUUCUGAUCUACCUGCAAACUAUUUUAGGUGUGCCAUCCCUAGAAGAAGCCAUAAAUCCAAAACAAAUAAUUCCCCAAUAUAUAAUGUACAACAUGGCCAAUACAAGUAAACAUGGAGUAGUUAUACUACAAAAUAAAUGAUGGGUAUUAUCUGGCAUGAAGUGCCUAGCAAAUUGGCCAAGAAGCAAUGAUAUGAAUAAUCCAACUCAUGUUGGAUUUGGAUGACAUGUAUUCAGAACAAUCACAGAUUAUUUUCUAGAUCUCCCUGAACCUCAACUUACUUUUGAAUGUUACAAAUUAUUUGUGAACAUUUUGGGUUUGCUGCAACCUCAUUUAGAGAGGGUUGCCAUCAAUGCUCUACAGUUAUGUUGUUUGUUACUUCCCCCACCAAAUCAUAGAAAGCUUCAGCUUUUAAUGUGUAUGAUUUCCCGAAUGAGUCAAAAUGUUGAUAUGCCCAAACUUCAUGAUGCAAUGGGUGCGAGAUCACUGUUGAUACAUACCUUUUCUCAAUGUGUGUUAUGCUGUGCUGAAGAAGUGGAUCUUGAUGAGCUUCUUGCUGGAAGAUUAGUUUCUUUCUUAAUGGAUCAUGAUCAGGAAAUUCUUCAAGUACCCUCUUACUUACAGACUGCAGUGGAAAAACAUCUCGACUACUUAAAAAAGGGACAUAUUGAAAAUCCUGGAGAUGGACUAUUUGCUCCUUUGCCAACUUACUCAUACUGUAAGCAGAUUAGUGCUCAGGAGUUUGAUGAGCAAAAAAUUUCUACCUCACAAGCUGCAAUUGCAAAACUUUUAGAAAAUAUUGUUAAAAACAGGAGUUUACCUCUAAAGGAGAAAAGAAAAAAACUAAAACGGUUUCAGAAGGAAUAUCCUUCGAUAUAUCAGAAAAGAUUUCCAACCACGGAGAGUGAAGCAGCACUUUUUGGUGACAAACCUACAAUCAAGCAACCAAUGCUGAUUUUAAGAAAACCAAAGUUCCGUAGUCUAAGAUACUAGCUGAAUUAAAAAUUAUGUAAUACUUGUGGAACUUUGAUAAAUGAAGCCAUAUCUGAGACUACUCAAAAGGAAGUCUGUCAUUAAUAAGGUAUUUCUAAAUAAACACAUUAUGUAAGGUAGUGCCAAAAUAGAUGUUUAUCAAUGUGAGACUCCUAGGAAACUAACUAGAUCUCAAUUGAGAGCACAUAACAUAUACUUUUUGUUUUUAACACAGCUAUCCAGUAAGGCUGUCAUGAUGUGUGCUAAAAUUUUAUUUACUUGAAUUUUGAAAACUGAGCUCUGUUAGGGACUAAACUAUAAUUCUGUUUUUAAAAGAAAAUUUAUCUGCAAAUGUGCAAGUUCUGAGAUAUUAGCUAAUGAAUUAGUUGUUUGGGGUUACUUCUUUGUUUCUAAGUAUAAGAAUGUGAAGAAUAUUUGAAAACAAUGAAAUAAUUCUCAGCUCCCAAAUGUUGCACUCUUUUAUAUAUUCUUUUUCCACUUUUGAUCUAUUUAUAUAUAUGUAUGUGUUUUUAAAAUAUGUAUAUAUUUUAUCAGAUUUGGUUUUGCCUUAAAUAUUAUCCCCAACUGCUUCAGUCAUUCAUUUGUUCAAUAUAUAUAUUUUGAAUUCUAAUUUUCAUAAUCUAUUAGAAGAUGGGGAUGUAAAAGAAGUAUAAGGCAAUCAUAUAUUCAUUCAAAAGAUAUUUAUUUAGCAACUGCUAUGUGCCUUUCAUUAUUCCAGAUAUGCGGAGACAAUGAUAAAUAAAACAUAUAAUCUCUUCCAUAAGGUAUUUAUUUUUUAAUCAAGGGAGAUACACCUAUCAGAUGCUUAAAAUAACAACAUUGCCCACUGAAAUCAGGGCGUAUAGAAUCAUUCAGCUAAAGACUGACUUCUAUGGUGAUGGAACAGGUCUCUAAGCUAGUGGUUUUCAAACUGGUGCACAUUAGACUCACCUGAGGAGUUUUAAAACAGCCUAUAUGCCCAGGGCCUAACUUUUACUAAUUAGAUCUGAAUUUUGGGGAUGUUGUAUAGGGAUUAGUAUUUUUUUUAAUCUAGGUGAUUCCAAUAUUCAGCCAACUGUGAGAAACAAUGGCCUAAAUGCUUUUUAUAAACGUUUUUAUAAGUGUCAAGAUAAUGGCACAUUGACUUUAUUUUUUCAUUGGAAGAAAAUACUUGCCAAGUAUAAAUCACUCUCAUCUUAAAACAAGCUUCUUCAGGUUUCUGCUUGAUUGACUUGGUACAAACUUGAAGCAAGUUGCCGUCUAUUUUUUACUUCAAGAUUGUUUCAUAUCUAUUCCUUAAGUGUGAAGAAAUAUAUAAUGCCUGGGUUGUAAUAAAAUCUUAAUGUUUAAUGACUAUUCUCAUUUCUCAAUGUAAUUUCAUACUAUUUCUCUAUAAAAUGAUAGUGUUCCAUUUAACAUUACUGAUUUUUAUUUAAAACCUUGACAGAAAAUUAUAAAUAUGACUUUAUCCUGGCUAUAAAAUUAUUGGACCAAAUUGAAUUCUUUCUAAGGCAUUUGUAUACUAAAACUUUUAUUGCUUAUAGAUAUGUAAAAUGUGGAUUAUGUUGCAAAUUGAGACUAAAAUUAUUUGGAGUUUUGUAACAAAAAAAAUUAUGAGAAGAAUCUGUUAUAUUAUCCAUAUAUGUACCAUUUCUGUUGCUUUUUAUGUCUGAAGCUUCAAGUUUCCCUCCCAUGUCAUUCUUGUCUGAGAGACUUCCAUUAACAUAUCUUUCAGAGCAGCUCCAUUGACUAAUUCUCUUCAUUUUCUUUCAUCUGAGAAUAUCUUUGUUUCCUUUCCAUUCUUGAAGAUUAUUUGUACUUAGUAUAGAAUUCUGGGUUAACAGUUCUUGUCUUUCAUUCCUUUAAAAAUGUUGUGCCUCUGUGGUUUCUGAUGAGAAAUCUGCAGUCAUUCAGAGGGUUGUUCUCCUAUUUAUAAUGCGGUGAUUUUUCCUUGCUGUAUUCAGGCUUUUUGUCAAAAAUCUUGUCUUUGGUUUUCAGCUGCAUGAUUAUGAUUUGUCUGGGCCUGGAUUUCUUUUAUUUUCUUUUGCUUGGGGUUCCCUGAGUGUCUUAAAUCUAUAAAUUUGUCUUUCACUAAAUUUGGGAAGAUUUCAGCCACCAUUUGUCAAAUUUUCUUUUCCACACCAGACUCUUACUCCUUUCUUGGGACUUUGAUGACACAAAUGUUCAACCUUUUGAAUUCUUUCCCUCAGUUUCCUGAGUCUCUUAAUUUUUUUUCAUUUUUUUUCUCUCCGAUGUUCAAAUUAGAUAAUUUCUAUUGAUUUCUCUUCAAGUCCAAUGACUUUCCUCUGCUAUCUCCAUUCUGCCAUUUAACCCAUCUAAAGAACAUUUUUUACAUUUCAGCUAUUGUAUUUUUCAUCUCUAAAAUUUCCACUUGAUUCUUCUUUGUAUCUUUUGUUUCUUUACUGAGACUUCUGUCUUUUUGUUGUUGUUGUUGUUGUUGUUGUUGUUGUUGUUGAGAUGGAGUCUCGCUCUGUCGCCCAGGCUGGAGUGCAGUGGCACGAUCUCUGCUCACUGAAACCUCCGUCUCCCGGAUUCAAGUGAUUCUUCUGCCUCAGCCUCCUCAAUAGCUGGGAUUACAGGUACAUGCUACCAGGCCCAGUUAAUUUUUGUACUUUUAGGAGAGACAGGGUUUCACCAUGUUGGUCAACCUGGUCUUGAACUCCUGACCUCAGGUGAUCCGCCUGCCUCAGCCUCACAAAGUGUUGGGAUUACAGGUGUGACCCACCGCGCCUGGCCGACUUCUGUCUUUACAUUUGUUUAUUCUUACACCUUGGAGCAUGGUUAUUAUAGCUGCUUUUGUCUGCUUUUGCCAAUAUUUUUGUCGUCUCAGAGUAGCAUAUGUUGUUUUUCUCUUUUCUUGUAGUAAAGGUUUUCCUGGUCAUUUGUGUACCAAGUAAUUUGGAUUGAAUCCUGGACAUUUGGAAUAUUACAGACUCUAUGUCUUAUCAUAAGGAGAAUAUUGAUUUUGUUUGUUUUAUCAGGCAAUCUACAUAGUUAGGUUCAGGCUUCAAGUUCUGACCCUUUUAGGGAUGUGGUUCCAAAGCUGAGUCUGUUUUCAGAGCUUUCACAAUGCUAUUUGGAUCCUUCUAUAGCUUAUGCACCACUCAGUGGCAAGCCUGGGACCUGGAUGGUAGCUAGUCCUAUAGUUCUAUAAUCAAAGCCUUUGGUAUACUGUUUAGGGUUAGAUUCGUGCAUGCACAGCUCAGAGGUGAGCCAGAAGAUCACACCUCACUUUACAGGGUUACUUUCUUGAGCUCCUCCUCUUCACAGUCUUUCUGGUUCUUUAUGCUCCUUUCAGUGUCCUUUGAUCAGAUAACCAGGGCUUUAGUGUCCCUGCUUUGUCUUGUACUUUAUGACUUUAUCUGUGUGGGGGUUAAGUGGUGGGAGGACAGAGAAAAAAAAGCAAUGAGGAUUUGCUCCAAGCCCUUGAGACCACAGCUUCUGUGAGCAGAGAGGAGAAUUCCCCUCCCUCAGAGUUUUAGGAACAUGCCUGGAAGCUGUGGCCACCACUCCUGCCACUGCAGAAUUGCUACCACAUCAUUGAUUUUACUGUUAGUUUUGAAAAACCAAUUUGGUUGAGAUAUAAUUCACAUAUCAUAAUUCACCCACUAAAAGUACAGUUUAUUGAUUUUUAGUAUAUUCGCAGAUACAUGCAACUAUUCGCACAAUUUAAUUUUGGAACACUUCAUUACCCCAAAAAGAAAUUCUUACUCAUUACCGGUGACUUACACACAUGCCUCCCGCUGUAGGCAACCAUUAAUCUAUUUUCUGUCUUUACAGAUUUACCAGGGCAUUUUAUACAAAUGGCAUCAUAUAAUAUAUUAUCUUUUGUGUUUGGCUUCUUUCACUUAAUGUUUUCAAGGUUCAUCCAUGUUGUAGUAAGUACCAGUACUUUCUUCCUUUUCAUUGCUGAAUGAUAUUCAAUUGUAUGGAUAUAUCACAUUGCAUGUAUCUAUUCAUCAGUUGAUGGAUAUUUGGGUUGUUCUACUUUUGGCUAAUAUGAAUAAUGCUGUUACGACAAUUCGUAUACAGAUACGUUUUCAUUUCUCUUUGGUAUAUACCUAGGAGUAGAAUGUCUGGGUCGUAUGGGAAUUCUAUGCUUAACUUUUUGAGGAACUGCUGAACUGUAUUUUGAAGUAGCUGUAUCAUUUUAUGUUCCUACCAGCAGAGUAUAAGAUUUCCAGUUUCUCCACAUCUUUGCUAACGCUUAUUAUUGUCUGUCUGUCUUAUUAUACCCAUCUUAGUGGGUGUGAAGUUAUAUUUCAUUGUGAUUUUGAUUUGCAUUUCCUUAGUGACUAGUGAUAUUGAGUAUCUUUUCAUGUGAUUAUUGACUAGUUUUAUGUAUUCUUUGGAGAAAUAUCUGUUCAAAUCCUUUGUCCAUUUUUAUUGGUUAUUUGUGUUUUUAUUAUUGAGUUGUAUAUAUCCUGUAUACAAGUACCUUAUCAGAUGUACAUUGUGCAAAUAUUUUCUCCCAUUCUGUAGGUUGCCUUUCCACAUUCUUUUUUUUUUUUUUUUUUUUUUUUUUUUUAUUAUACUUUAGGGUUUUAAGGUACACGUGCACAAUGUGCAGGUUUGUUACAUAUGUAUCCAUGUGCCAUGUUGAUUUCCUGCACCCAUUACCUCGUCAUUUAGCAUUAGGUGUAUCUCCUAAUGCUGUCCCUCCCCCCUCCCCCCACCCCACAACAGUCCCCGGAGUGUGAUGUUCCCCUUCCUGUGUCCAUGAGUUCUCAUUGUUCAAUUCCCACCUAUGAGUGAGAACAUGCGGUGUUUGGUUUUUUGUCCUUGCGAUAGUUUACUGAGAAUGAUGUUUUCCAGUUUCAUCCAUGUCCCUAGAAAGGACACGAACUCAUCAUUUUU